Eutrema salsugineum is the source of this 1545-nucleotide messenger RNA. Its product is annotated as inositol-tetrakisphosphate 1-kinase 1. Gene Ontology annotation, biological process: inositol trisphosphate metabolic process. The record is from RefSeq and is a predicted model, not a curated record. NCBI's taxonomy places the organism in Eukaryota, Viridiplantae, Streptophyta, Magnoliopsida, Brassicales, Brassicaceae. Gene Ontology annotation, cellular component: cytoplasm. Gene Ontology annotation, molecular function: inositol-1,3,4-trisphosphate 5-kinase activity; inositol-1,3,4-trisphosphate 6-kinase activity; ATP binding. The transcript has a single exon. Bases 276 to 1235 code for a protein of 319 amino acids.
UCUCCGUUAUUUCAUCUCCAUGAAAGGCGUCAGAAACAAUCCUUUUUCGAUCUUUUUCCUCUCUGGAUUAUCGAUCCGCGAUAGAUUCUGUAUCAUCUCUUUGAUCUGAUCGAGAUUUUUUUUUAAUUUUUGCUUCACGUUCACGCUCCGUUUAGGAUUUCACAUCUGGGUUUCGCUGGAUCCUGAACUCUUCUUUCAUUUUCUCUCGAAGAGGUUUUGAUUCCUGGCAUGAAUUUUUCCCUAACUCGGUUACCUUCGAAGCAGAACAGCAAAAGAUGUCAGAUUCAAGCCAGGAGAGAUAUAUAGUUGGAUACGCUCUCGCAGCCAAGAAAGAGCAUAGUUUCAUCCAGCCUUCUUUGAUCGAGCACUCAAGGCAACGAGGCAUUGAUCUGGUCAAGCUCGAUCCGUCGAAAUCGCUUUUGGAGCAAGGGAAGCUCGAUUGCAUAAUCCACAAGCUGUAUGAUGUGGAUUGGAAGCAGAACCUCCACGAGUUUCGCGAGAAAUGCCCCGGUGUCCCUGUCAUCGAUUCGCCGGAGGAUAUCGAGCGGUUGCACAAUAGGGUUUCGAUGCUCGAGGUGAUAACUCAAUUGACGUUUCCUGUCUCAGAUAGCGAAAGAUUUGGCGUCCCGAAGCAAGUUGUUGUCAUGGAUUCGGGCGUUUUGAGCGGCGGAGGAGCUUUGGGGGAGCUUAACUUUCCGGUGAUCGCUAAGCCGUUGGACGCCGAUGGGAGUGCGAAGUCUCACAAGAUGUUUUUGAUUUAUGAUCAAGAAGGGAUGAAGAUACUGAAGGCUCCGAUUGUGUUGCAGGAGUUUGUGAACCAUGGUGGUGUGAUCUUCAAGGUCUAUGUGGUUGGAGAUCGUGUGAAAUGCGUGAGGAGAAGAUCUUUACCUGAUAUCUCUGAAGAGAAGAUCGGGACAUCGAAAGGGUCUCUCCCGUUUUCACAGAUAUCGAACCUGACUGCUCAAGAAGACAAGAACAAAGAGUAUGGAGAGGAUAGGAGCUUAGAGAAAGUGGAUAUGCCUCCAUUCAGUUUCUUGGAAGAACUAGCAAAGGCGAUGAGGAAAUCAAUGGGUCUCAAUCUCUUUAACUUCGACGUGAUUAGGGAUGCGAGAGAUGCUAAUAGGUACCUUAUAAUCGAUAUUAACUACUUUCCUGGAUAUGCUAAGAUGCCCUCUUACGAGCCUAUGUUGACGGAUUUCUUCUGGGACAUGGUCACAAAGAAGAACCAUGUCUGAGAAUAAACAUUCUUGGGGGAGGAUUUUCUACCUAUUGCAAUGUGUUCUGGAAUUUGUUGCUACUGCCAUUGCAGACUUCUCAAUCCGUCCUAUGGUGACUUUAGCUGCUCUGCUAAUUUUUCAUUUGGAUUCUUGAACAUUGUGCUUUCUUUAUUUUAGUUGUUUCUCUCUCGUUUACUUCCAAGUUUUGCAAAGCCUUGUUCAAAUGCAUAACUGUUGCUACUCUUGAAAAGCAUUCGAUUUCUAAUUUCUUUGGCCAUUUGCUCUGUUGCUAUUUCUUUGUCAAGCUCUUAUGGCGUCUAUUUCUUAA